Messenger RNA from Salmo salar (Atlantic salmon), 2480 nucleotides. RefSeq names its product glypican 3 (gene gpc3). Gene Ontology annotation, cellular component: plasma membrane; extracellular region; cell surface. The record is from RefSeq and is a predicted model, not a curated record. Gene Ontology annotation, biological process: cell migration; regulation of protein localization to membrane; positive regulation of canonical Wnt signaling pathway. NCBI's taxonomy places the organism in Eukaryota, Metazoa, Chordata, Actinopteri, Salmoniformes, Salmonidae.
CACCCUGGCGGAGCAAGUUGAGCGCAAGCAGUAAGGGGGAUUUACAACUUUAUCAUCACCAAUGUUCCGCUUUACCCGAACAUUCUAAAUAACAACAGCAGAUAUACCUACGAGUUUCUGGUAGAACUUGAAUGAGACUGGAACUCUGAGGAGAACACCUUACAUCAGCACCCCAGAAGGACAUGCAGUUUCGCGGCGUCGGUGAUCUUUUGAUUGGAAGAGCGGAAGGAUGCUUAUCAAAUAGGGGUCAGGAGCUGCGCUGCUACCUAUCCAACGCAACAUUAGAGUGCGCUGUUCAGUUAGUCAGUGGUCGUUAAUCUUGCUGUAGAUUAAGUACUGACUUGGCGCUCGACAUUUUAUGCAAGGAACUGCAGUGACGGACUAAGUUUACAAAUCGGCUACAUUUUGUGCGGGUGAGCCAUGGACGGGUUUCCGCUGUCUGGCGUGCUCUUUCUGUGCGCCCUGUGCCUGCCGUCCACCCUACCGGGCGGACAGGUACCAGUGCCUCCCAGCUGCCACGAGGUGCGCGCGUCAUUUCAGUCUCUGCACCCCGGGUCGAAAUGGGCAAUGGAGACCCCAGUUUCAGGUGCAGACCUGCAGGUGUGCCAGCCCAUGGGCCUGACUUGCUGUUCCAGGAGGAUGGAGGAACGUUACCAGAUGACUGCCAGGCAGAAUAUGGAGUCAGGCCUGCAGACAGUCAGCGCACCGCUCAAACUCCUCAUCAUCCAGAACGCAGCUGUCUUCCAAGAGGCAUUUGAGUUGGUGUUGCGUCACGGCCGUAACUCCACCCUGCUGGUGCUGAAGGCGGAGUUCCCAGGGCUGGGGGGCGGGGCUCAGGGGGCGGUGGGUCAGCUCUUCCUGGACGUGUCUCUCUACAUCCUGGGCUCAGACUCCAGCGUGGAACACAUGGUCCAGGCCUUCUUCACCCGCCUCUUCCCCCUGACCUACCGACACCUGCUGGGGGGUGGCGCAGCACUCAUAUCUGAGGAAUGCCUGCGGGGGUCGUGGAAGGACUCCAUAGCAUUCGGCCCCUACCCUAAACUCAUUAUGACUCGUUUGUCACGCUCCCUCCUGGCCACGCGUGUCUUCCUGCAGGCGCUGAACCUGGGCAUUGAGGUGGUCAACACCACUGACCACCUGCGCCCGGGUAGGGACUGUGGGCGCGCCCUGCUGAGGCUGUGGUACUGCCCACAAUGCCAGGGCCUGCUGGGGGCCCCAGCCUGUAAAGGGUUUUGCCAGGCUGUAAUGUCAGGGUGCCUGGGGGGUGCGGCGGAGGUACAGCCCCACUGGAGGGGGUAUGUGGAGGGGCUAGGGAAACUGGCGGGGGCCAUGAGGGGGGAGCAGGACAUGGAGGCUGUGAUGAUGAGGUUACAUGUGCUGGUCAGACUGGCCCUCAGACAUGCUGUCAAAGCACGCCCCCGCCUACACACACUGGUGAGCAGUAUGUGUGGCCACGCCCCCCAGCGUGUGUCUCGCUCAGUGGCGACCUUUCCUGACCAGACCCCUGCUGCCCAGGCGUCCCGCAACCAACAGCCUUUACCCUACGAUCCUGAGGAGACCUUGGCUGGUCGCCGCAGGGAGUUUAUUUCCAGCCUGAGGGGAUUCAGUUCCUUCUUCAGUGGUUUGGGAGAGGCUCUGUGUAGCCGGGAGCCUGCAGCGCCAAGCAACCACUCCCUCUGCUGGAACGGACAAGAAAUGACAAACAGGUUUCCUGUCCCAGGUGUGAAGCGCUCUCACCCUCAUGGCCCUGACCCUAAGAUCAAAGCCCCUGAACCAGUCAUCUCCCAGAUCAUCGACAAACUCAAACACAUCAACCAGUUGCUGCGUCUGGUGACGGUGCCUGAGAAGCGCUGGAGAGCCCGGUCAGGUGGGGGUCAAGGGCCGGAGGGACGGAGCAAGGGAGAGGAGGAGGAUGAGUGGUUCGAGAGUGGCGACUGUGAUGACGAGGAUGACUGUGCUGGGGUGUCGGGGCUCGGGCCGCCCCCUCACCGUAAACGGUUACGUAUCUUUGCAGAUCUGGCAGAUAACCUGGCUAUGGAUGACUUCACGUUCCAUGACCAUUUGCUGACCCCUCAGCUCACUUCCGACAGGGCGGGAGGGCCGUCUUCGUCUGCGGCUGUCCUGGUUCUGAGUCACCUGGAUGGGGCUCUCACUCUGACCCUCUUCCUUCUCCUCCUGCUGCUGCUUGGACACCAGUGACCAGUAAUCAGUGAUCCAUCCCUGCUUCUCACCCACAGCUUUCAGAAGAAUAAUAAUAUAUUAAUCUAAAGGAGAUGGAUAUGUGUCUUCUGCUGUAACCAACCCCUCCAAAAUAUAUAUAUAUAGUGCAGCCCUGGGGAUUACAGCAGGCUGAUUCUGAGAUUCCACAAACAUAGUCAGACAUUGUUUUGACACUAUUAAGAUGACAUUACUACUGAGGCCUCCCAUGCCUCCCACCUAUUUCUUCUCUCUUUCCUCUCUUCACCCCUCUAUCCUCUCUC